UCGUAACAUUACACACACUUAUACUGUAUGUGAAAUUAAAACCAAUGUCGGUGAUACUGACACAGCCUAGUGUGGCAUCACCAUUUCAAUUAUGUACUUACUUAUAUACAUAAGAAUCGAUUUACAACGCAUCCCUAUUUUUUUCACACGAGAACACUUAUCACAUAUAUAACCUAUAAAUUACAAUAAAAUAAUGAAAUAUUCUUAGAUUCCGGAAGUGUAAUUUUUAUUUAGCAGUACUUAUUAUGUUUGGAAUUCGUUCUAUUAUAAAUAAGACCUGUCUUACUAAUGGAUUUAAUUUAUUGGAUCAACAAACAAGGAAUACAUUUAUCCUAAAAAGAAGAUGGGCCGUACCUUUGCACAAGAAGGGUGGGAAACCAACAAAAAUGAGAGGACGACAUUUUGUGUAUGAUUUAGUGGAGGACACAAAUAUUGUUAAGAAAUCAGAUAUAAAAAUUAUUUUGACCCAAUUUGUUCAAGGUGCUGGUACAACUGGUGAUAUACUUAGUUUACGACCAUAUAAAGCAUACCAGGAUUUCCUUCUUCCUGGGUUUGCAGUAUAUGCAAGUCCAGAAAAUAUGGCCAAGUAUAAAGUUGAUGAAGAGAAACCUAAAGUAGAAGACAUGUACAGUUCUCCUUAUGUGCAAUUGACAAUGGGCCAAUUAUCACGAUUAGUUCUUCAAAUUACAAUGAGCAAGUCAGAACCAUGGGUACUUGAACCAUGGCAUAUAAAAGCAUCUUUCCGCAAAACAGGGUUUAUUGUACCUGAAUAUGCAAUAGAAAUGCCACCUGUACAAAUCAAAGGACCUGAUCUUAGCCUCCAAGAAAAAGAAUUUUAUAUUACUGUUACAAUCAAUAAAAGGGAGAAAGUAAAUGUUAGGUGUAGGAUUCAUCACUGGGCAACAGGUUUGGACAGAUUGCCCUGGGUAGAAGAACAUUGGAAGAAACCUGUAGAACCACUUAUACCCGAACAAGCUAGUGUUUUAGAAAAAAUGCAAAAAUAGAUUAGUUCUUAAAACUUAGAUAUCUAUUUAGGUUUUACGUUUGACAUAGACAAUGGACUAAGUUAAAAGUUCCAAAUCAGCUGUUAAUUGAAUUGGGUCAGAAAAGUGUGUUUCAAAGCAAUUAUGUUGGCCUUAUAAACAAAAAAUAACAAUAAUAUGUAUCUGCAUUUACAAGAACGAGUAUUAAUCUCAUAUUUGUUGCCAUUACUGCUGCGUGGUCAAUCUUCUGAGGAUAGAUAUUCAGUUCAUUAUUUAUGUGUAUAAGACUUAACAUAAUAAAAUUGCUUGUGGAAUUUG
Messenger RNA from Manduca sexta (tobacco hornworm), 1301 nucleotides. It is a transcript of the gene mRpL9, whose product is annotated as 39S ribosomal protein L9, mitochondrial. Lineage: Eukaryota; Metazoa; Arthropoda; Insecta; Lepidoptera; Sphingidae. Gene Ontology annotation, cellular component: mitochondrion; ribosome. The record is from RefSeq and is a predicted model, not a curated record. The coding region runs from base 246 to 1004 and encodes 252 amino acids. The transcript is spliced from 6 exons. Gene Ontology annotation, molecular function: structural constituent of ribosome. Gene Ontology annotation, biological process: translation.